CUGGCACUGACGUGGCCCCGGAGCGCCGCCAUCUUGUGUGCCUGGGCGGAGAGCGGCUGAGAGGCGCGGGGGGAGCCGGCUCCGAGCGGGACAGCCCGAGGACAGCCAGACGCACUGCCCGGGGCAGCAGCUGACACCGACUUCACUGGCCAGUGAAAGCAUAUCUCAAGAUGGGAAAUAUUUUUGCUAACCUCUUCAAAGGCCUUUUUGGCAAAAAAGAGAUGCGUAUUCUGAUGGUCGGUCUGGAUGCUGCAGGAAAGACGACUAUCUUGUACAAACUUAAACUUGGUGAAAUAGUAACUACAAUUCCCACUAUAGGUUUCAAUGUGGAAACAGUAGAAUACAAGAACAUUAGCUUCACGGUGUGGGACGUAGGCGGCCAGGAUAAGAUCAGACCACUGUGGCGCCAUUACUUCCAGAACACACAAGGUUUGAUUUUUGUAGUUGACAGUAAUGACAGAGAACGAGUGAACGAGGCCAGAGAAGAGCUGAUGAGAAUGCUGGCAGAAGAUGAGCUUAGAGAUGCUGUUCUAUUAGUGUUUGCUAACAAACAGGACCUGCCCAACGCCAUGAAUGCAGCGGAAAUCACAGACAAACUGGGACUGCAUUCUCUUCGUCACAGGAACUGGUACAUCCAGGCCACCUGCGCCACUAGUGGAGACGGGCUCUAUGAAGGACUGGACUGGUUGUCCAAUCAGCUCCGAAACCAGAAAUGAAACCAUAAACCUUCCUCUUCCCUCUUUUUCCACCCCUCCCUCUUAUUUCCUCCUAUUCGCCCUUCGCUUUACUCUAAUGUGGCAAACUGUGCUACUUUGUGGUAUUGAGUGCCGGAAGCUGUUUUCAUUUCUUUUGUCACAGUAUAUAUUGCAUCAUGCUGUAAAUGUGGCAAAUACAAGCCAGAAAACAGUUAGGUUUCUUAUUUAAUGUAAAUAGUUUUUGUUUCCAAUGAGGCAGUUUCUGGUACUCCUAUGCAAUAUUACUCAGCUUUUUUAUUGUAAAGAAUCAACUCACUGUUUAGUACUUGGAAGGGAUGGAGUGGCUUAACGUAGGGGUUGCCAGCAGUCCUAGUGCAGUAGAGCUGAAUACUAUCUCGGAUGGGUUGUGAGAUCUGUGAGGUCCAUUUUGGUGGUUGGUUUUUAACCUGAAUACUGUAUUUUGUUUUGUUGUUUUUUUUUUUUAAUAGUCGAGGAAAAGUAAAAACACUUCAAGACACAAAGGUUUGCCAUAGCUUCUGCUGUUCUAGCUCUGACGUGGUGGUUCCUGAUCCUUGGGAAACUGAAGCAGCAGUUGACACCAGGUUGGCUCCGUUGGGUUAGAACACAGGUCGUAACUUACAGAUCUCUGGCUCUUUCUGUAGCUCACGUUUGUUCAUACUUGCUCCAAGAUUUGUCAGACCUGGUUUAGAUGAGUUGGCAGACUCAAGCUAAACCUCUGCCUUUUGGUUCAGGUGAGACUGGUCACAUCCACUGAGCUUGAAUCAUUUCUGGAAGUCACAUUUUUAGCCUGUUGUAUUUGUCAAAAGUGUUUUGUACUUUUGUGUGUAAACCACUCCAGAAGGCAAACUUUUCUACAGAAAGCACAGCCUGUACCAGUCCUAAGCUCUAUAGUCAGAAAGUACUGUACUUAAGUAAGAAUUGCCAUGAAAAACACCAAACAUCUAUGUAUAGUGUCUAGGGGAAUAAAAAAAGCAUGAGAGUUAGGAGAGUCAUUCCACUCUAGAAGUAUUCAAUCCCAUUUUGGAACAAUCCCAUAUCUGUAUAUGUGUGAAAACCCUUGGCAUCCCUCAUACUGCAAGGUUCAGAUUUGCCAUCAGAAAAAAGACCUCUUUACUUUUCUUUUGUAUUUUGAUAAACACUGAAGAAGCUGGAGCUGUUCAACUUUAACUUGAGGAACUAUCAGAACUGGUUUGUUUAGUGUUGUGGAAACCUUUAUUGCUUUCAAUACACGAUUAGUAAUCAACUGUUUUGUAUACUUGUUUUCAGUUUUCAUUUCGACAAACAAGCACUGUAAUUAAAGCUAUUAGAAUAAAAUCUCUUAACUAUUUCAUGUUUUUUAUGCCUUGCUGUUCAUUUGAUCAUCUUGGCAAAAUCAUAAUGAAAUACUUGUUGAAUAAAAAGUUUCAUGAAACUUGCA
Lagopus muta (rock ptarmigan) is the source of this 2133-nucleotide messenger RNA. RefSeq names its product ADP ribosylation factor 1 (gene ARF1). Gene Ontology annotation, cellular component: cytoplasm; plasma membrane. Lineage: Eukaryota; Metazoa; Chordata; Aves; Galliformes; Phasianidae. The transcript is spliced from 5 exons. Bases 171 to 716 code for a protein of 181 amino acids. The record is from RefSeq and is a predicted model, not a curated record. Gene Ontology annotation, molecular function: GTP binding; GTPase activity. Gene Ontology annotation, biological process: intracellular protein transport; vesicle-mediated transport.